Molecule: messenger RNA, 1752 nt
Organism: Lasiosphaeria miniovina
Lineage: Eukaryota; Fungi; Ascomycota; Sordariomycetes; Sordariales; Lasiosphaeriaceae
Exons: 3
Coding region: 371-1339 (322 amino acids)
Source: RefSeq, a predicted model, not a curated record
UAUCCUCGAGACAUUCAACAGAUGCCUAAACCCACCGACCUGCUCUCGGGCAGACAAACGGCGAGAUCAUAGUCGUCCCGACCACCAUAAAGGGGCAUUGUUCCACCCGUCUGAGCUUGAUCGCCAUGUUUUUUACGUUCAGGUUUUGUCUGCAACAGGCGGGAGUUUCUAGAUUAGGUUGACCAGCUGUUUCCUAGGUUACCUCAGCCGCUCCCCAAGCAUCAACCACUUGGCGAGCAAGGCCGCUUCUCCGAUCCUCCCGCGCAAACAACGCCUGUCAGGGCAACACUGCUCCCAAGGCAACGCAUCUUUCCAAGAGACGCCAAAUCUCAAACAACACACCCCAGCAAGGAACACUUCUCAAGUUAAGAUGGACUCCUCAACGCACACCAACCUUGGUCAAUACUCUCCCAAUGCUGGUCGGCAUUAUUCUCUCGCUAUAUCUGGUGCCGGCGGCAGUCCCGGUGGCCUGGUCGGAAAAAACAGGCUCGUAAGCCAAGAGGUGGGGUCCUGCGGCCCUUUCUUCCCUGGCAUCUACUACCCGGACGCCGGGGACAACCCUCGAGCCCCCCAUUCGGUCCAGCCUCCUGUAUACGGGGCCCAGUUUCACGGGUCAGCUGGCUUCGGCUUUUAUUCCGCCGCUCUCCCCGCUCAAGCAUUCAUCUUCAUGCCGGGCUCGCCAGCUACAUAUCCCGCUCCGAUUCCAUAUCAUGCUCCGUGCGACUGGGCUCCUCCUGGGCCGCCAAGUCGCUUCCCGUCGUACAGCUCUCCGAAUUUUCGGCAUGCUCAGCCUCCACCGCAAGCUGGUCCUAAGCUCAGGGAUAUUUGCUCACCCUCGACUGCUUCCGCGGCUGUUCUGCCAGCUGCUUCCGCUUUCCCCGUUUUUCCAACUCAAGUUCCUCAGACUCCGUCUGCCCAGGCUAUAGCUGCUUCGGCUCUCUGCAUUUCCCAAGCUACACCACCAAAUCCUCGCCCGCCUGCUUCGGCUUUGUAUGUCCCCCAGACUCCAGCUGCCCCUCCGGCUAUUCUCUCAGCCGUUGCACCCGCUACUGCUUCCCGCACUCCCCCGGCUCCAGAUCGGUCGGCCAGGGCCAGGAGAUGGCAAAAGACUAGUCUCGAACUCCAGACCGCGGCGCUAGAAGACAGUCUAGUAGAGGAGAGGGCUGGUCUGAUUGCCAGCGAGAAGUGUCUGGUCGAGGAGAGGCAUGCCCUCAUGGAGAAGGACAUUGUCGAAUCCGCCGAAGAUCCCUCAAAGGUGAAGAACACAUGCCGAUUCAUAAACGGGGUAGAGUGCACUUGCCCCCCUGGGGUUCCGUUCCCAAUGCCUGCGUGGCUGUGAGGUCUUUGUAUUGGCGUUUACAGGCCGACUGGCGAUGCCUCUUGGUCGGGAACUUGCCCACCUGCCCCCUCUUUCUCGAGUCUAUGCUUAUGCUUUCCUUUCUACUUUAUCUACGUCUUAGAAAGGCCGUCGGUAAGUCGUGCUGCCGCGACUUGUUUGUGUUGGCUAGAUCCAUGACAACCUGUGAUCUGAAAUUUUUAAUUUUUCUUCUCCAUUUCUAGCUCUCCGGUUUGGAAUGGUGCUCUCCAAAAGUGCUCCCACUAUCACUAUCAUGACGCCUUUCCCUCCCAAUCUUGUUUCGCGAAAACUAUUACGCUGAUGAAAUCUUCUCUUGUUACUCUCUAUUUGAUCUCCGGGUCGGAAGUGUGCGUUUCUUCUCUUUACUCUGUCCUUUUUUUUCUUCUUUUCUAAAG